Messenger RNA from Aspergillus alliaceus, 963 nucleotides. RefSeq names its product arabinan endo-1,5-alpha-L-arabinosidase. The transcript is spliced from 4 exons. Gene Ontology annotation, molecular function: arabinan endo-1,5-alpha-L-arabinosidase activity. The coding region runs from base 1 to 963 and encodes 320 amino acids. The record is from RefSeq and is a predicted model, not a curated record. Lineage: Eukaryota; Fungi; Ascomycota; Eurotiomycetes; Eurotiales; Aspergillaceae. Gene Ontology annotation, biological process: carbohydrate metabolic process.
AUGUAUAUUCAAUCCUCCCUUGUAUUAGCCCUGCUACGUGCUGCUGUAGCCUAUGGCUACGCUAACCCAGGAAUUUGCUCCGGUGCCUGCAAUGUCCAUGACCCUGCUUUGACCCAGAACGGCGAUGGAACUUAUUUCCGCUUCUCGACGGGGAACAAUAUCUCCUUCGCUUCUGCAUCGUCGAUUGAGGGGCCCUGGAUUGCUCUAGGAUCCGUCUUACCUGAUGGCUCAUCGAUUGACAAUCCGGGGAGGUAUGAUCCUUGGGCCCCCGAUGUCCAGAAGGUCGGAAACCUCUACUAUGUCUACUACGCCGUCUCCAAAUUCGGUAGCCAAGAGUCCGUCAUCGGUCUCGCCAUCUCCGAAACAAUGGCGGCAGGCAGCUGGACUGACAAGGGCUCCACCGGCAUCAUAUCCAAAACAGGCGACCAGUACAAUGCCAUCGACGGGAACCUCCUGAUUGACGGUGACAAGAACUACUUGACCUACGGAUCUUUCUGGCAGGACAUCUUCCAGGUCACGCUCAAUGCGGACGCGACGUCUUCGACGUCUACUCCGGUUAAUGUUGCCUUUGACCCGGAGGGAACCCAUCCCGUGGAGGGACCGUUUCUGUAUAAAUAUGGCAGUUAUUAUUAUUUGUUCUUCUCGUGGGGAUCGUGCUGUGGGUACGAUACGAAUAAACCUGCGGAGGGGGAGGAGUAUCGGAUCAAGGUUUGUCGGUCGAGUACGCCGACGGGAGGUUUUGUUGAUGCGAAUGGCGUCGCGUGUACGGCGAGCGGUGGAACUGUUGUUCUCGAGAGCCAUGAUAAUGUUUAUGGACCUGGUGGACAGGGUGUCUACACUGACCCGAAACUGGGUCCUGUGCUCUACUAUCACUACGUUGAUACGACCAUUGGUUAUGGUGAUUCUCAGAAACUGUUCGGGUGGAAUGUCCUCGACUUUUCGAGUGGGUGGCCUUCCGUGUAA